Molecule: messenger RNA, 1030 nt
Organism: Episyrphus balteatus (marmalade hoverfly)
Lineage: Eukaryota; Metazoa; Arthropoda; Insecta; Diptera; Syrphidae
Product: putative nuclease HARBI1
Exons: 2
Coding region: 27-977 (316 amino acids)
Source: RefSeq, a predicted model, not a curated record
AGAAAUAAAGGAUUCCUUGCCGUGUGAUGAAAGGAGGUAAAAUUUUCUCAUUUUGGUUGAAGUGUGGAAGUGAAAUAUUUUUCAUUUUUCUAAAAAGAUCACGCGAAUUACGACCUAUCACGCAAUUGCUAAUUGCAUUAAGGUAUUAUGCGCUUGGAUCUUUUCAACUAGCAAUCGCGGAUUUUUCAGGGGUUUGUAUUACAAGUGUACACGUUGUGUUGAAACGUGUGUCCAGAGCUCUUGCCGAACUUUCCCCACGGUAUAUUCAAAUGCCCCAAACGCAAAACGAGCGCUUGAAAGCAGCUAAAGAAUUUUUUGCAGUGGCAAAGUUCCCUCGGACUAUUGGUGCAAUAGAUUGCACCCAUAUUCGAAUUCAAUCGCCAGGUGGAACAGAUGCAGAAAAUUUCAGAAAUCGAAAAGGGUGGUUCUCGUUGAACGUCCAGACGGUGUCUGCAGCUAAUUUAAAAAUUAACGAUAUCGUGGCUCGGUGGCAGGGGUCUGCUCAUGAUCAGCGAAUUUUCAACAUGUCGAGUCUAAAGAAACGGUUUGAAGACGGAGAGUUCGAGCAUUUUAUCCUUGUUGGAGAUUCGGGCUAUACAAAUACCACCUUUCUUGCAACACCAUUUCUCAAUGUCACAAACGCAGUAGAAAACUUGUAUAACGAAUCACAAAUUCGAACUCGCAAUUGUGUGGAACGUUCAUAUGGCGUUUGGAAAAGGCGGUUUCCAGUUUUAGCAACUGGAUUGAGGUGUAGGCUUGAAACUGUUCAAUCAGUAAUAGUGGCUUGUGCCGUUCUCCAUAACAUUGCCAUCGACCAAAACGAAUCGCAACCGCCACCGGAGAUGCAUGAUUUUGCUAAUAUGCUGGCCGCUACAGAUGUUCCUUCAGAUACGCUUUUGGGAUCAGCUUCCGCAACUACUCAUAACGUUCGCGCUCGAUUGGUGCGUUCAUAUUUUCAGCCAAUGUUAGAUAGCUAAAUAUGAUAUUUUAAAACUUAAUCUUCACAUGAAAACUCAAUAAAAAACAUUGG